UCAUAGAGAAAUUUAUACAAACGGCACUGACAAAGAUUUAAAUAAGCGGAGACGUUGGCACGUUCACUGACAGGAAGAGGCCAGACUGCAGUUUUCAGAUCCCUGUAAAUGUAUCUACAUAUUUAAUGUUAUCGUAAAAUCAAAUACUGAGAGGGUUUGGGGGGCCAGGAUGUGCUGCUGCUAGAACUUUCAUGAAAGAGCUAAUGGGUUUUCCAUGGAGCAGACAAGCCAGCCCCACUGACUCUCUGAAUUUCUGGACACAGAGCCUGCGGGCAGAGCACAACGGUUCGUGUUUUGUGUCCCUAAUUUGGGGGGUUCGUUUCACAGCAGAGGAGAACGGAAAUGUCCCUCAUUCACAAAGGACUCGGGCACCCUCGCACGACCUCCUUCCCCUUCUGGAUCCUUCCACCCCUUGGGUGACUGCAGUAUUCACACGAAUGGCCUUCCCGCACACGAGACUGCCCGCUCCCUGACCUCCUCUCCCACGGUGCUGGCCUCAGCUCGGCCCUUAGCGGCCCCCGUCAGUUUACAGAAAGGCGGGGUUUCUGGGGGACGCCAACGGCCACCUGUGAGGGUUUGGGAUAAGGGAGCAACGGAGGCCCGUCUACCCCGCCAAAGAUCCCAUGACCGCCGCCUGGGGUUGUCAACUGGCAGCACUCUGAGCAGAGCUGCAGGUCACAAAGUCACCAUGCCAACCUUGCUGUCCAUCACGACGACCGGACACUCUGCGUCCGCGGAUGUCGUGGGGCCUCGGCCCAGACCCGCUUCGCCUCCUCGGAGCGGAGGAGGGACUAGGUGGAGUUCACGCGCGCCGCCCUGGGCACAGGGCGGGAGGGGCCGAGCCCUGAGCACAGGUGGAGGCGGCGGAGGCAGAGGCAGAGACCUGAGGUGGCCUGGAGUGGGGCCUGAGGUGGCUGGGGUCGUCGGUGCUAAUCCCACCCCAGCACCCAGAGAGACGGGGCCUCGGGAGCGGCCUUGAAAAUGGGGAGCAGGGGUCCCCGGGUGCCAGGCCCCGUUCUCUUCCUGCUGCUGCUGCUGCUGCCGCCACCUCCACUGCAGAGCACAGAGAGCUUCCCGUCCCGCGUCCCAGGCAACAGAGACUUCCACCGAAAGGCAGGGCGCCGGAGGAGGGAUGUGAACGAGUGGAAAACCUGCAAUGGCGUCUUCGACAUCUACUUCAUUUUGGACGCGUCGGACAUUGUGAAAGAUAAUUGGGAGGAUAUUCACAAAUUUGUGAAUGAAACGGCCAAGAAGUACAAAAACCCAAAACUGCGGAUGUCGUUCAUCACCUACUCCACAGAGGGCCACACCCUCAUGAACCUCACCUCAGACAGAAAUGAGAUACAUGAUGGUCUUGACCGACUUCAGAAUGUGGUGCCCUCAGGAGACAGAAACCUGCAAGAGGGGUUUAAAAAGGCCAAUGAGCAGAUCCAACAAGUGCACUCCAAAGACCAGAAAGCUGCUAGCCUGAUUAUUGCUCUGACUGCUGGACCACUGCAGCAGAAGACGGUUCAGGAUGCUAAGAACGAAGCUAAGAAGGCUCAGAAAAUGGGGACUUUGAUUUAUGGUGUGGGUGUGAAAGACUAUGAGGCGUCCCAGCUGAGUAAUGUUGCAGGAUCAAAGAAUCAAAUCUAUGAGGCGCGAAAAGGAUUCAAGUCCCUGAGAGACAUUAUUGGCUGGCUCGUGGUAAAUUCCUGUGCAGAAGUUAUUCCCGGGGGCUCUUACUAUGUCUGUGUAGGAGAAUCCUACGAAGUGACGUUUCAUUUGUCAAGCUCAGCUGACAUUAACAAGGAUGAAGUUAUUUGCAGAUACAAGUUGGGAUACUCUGAGCCCUUCUAUAAGAAUGCCACCUCUGUGCAACGAGGCUCGGUAGUUUGCCCUGGACACGUAUUUAAGCGUGGUGGACAGGAGGUCAGCAUUCAAAGCAGCCAGGACAAUGGCACUUUCUACGAGAAACCAAUGACACUCGUCAGCAUCACUUGUCCAGAUGCCACGACAGUACCAAAGGAAACCUCAAUACCCACGACUGCCACACAGAAGGCCACAGUGCUCACCACUGUCACACAGAAGAAAACCACAGUGACCACGACUGUAACACAGGAGGCCCCGGUGCCCACGGUUGUCACACAGAAAGAGACCUCAGUGCCCACGACUGUCACACAGAAGGCGACCCCGGUGCCCAUGACUGUCACACAGAAGGCGACCCCGGUGCCCACGACUGUCACACAGAAGGAGACCUCGGUGCCCACGGUGGCCCCACCCGGCCUGAGCCCCGACAACCCUCUCUUCUUCCCUGUGCUCGUCCCAGCCGUGCUCAUCAUCCCUGUGCUGAUAUGCUGCAUCUGGUACUGCAGGAGAACCGUCAAGGAGCCACCACCAGCGCAGAAAGCAGAAAAGGAGCCAGAGACAUGCCCCACAGUGAUUGUCCCUUGGUGUGAGUGCCAACAAGACAGGAUAAGACGGAUGGAGGGUAAACUGGAUACCUUGUGCAACUUUGUUCAAAGCUGCAACCAGGUGCCGUUGAUGUGGAGAGACAAGGGGAGAUGCAUCAACUUCACCCUAGUGAAGCCACCCUGCGUGCAGAUGCCCUGCGGCUCAAAUAUCUGCCUUCGACCCAGCCAGGAGAGCUUCCCCCUCAACAGCUGCUGCUCACGGGGUCAACCCCUGCGAGCCAUCUGCUCCCGGCCUGCCUCCAGGAUGCUGCCGCUCAUCCCCCCCCAUGCCCAGGCACUCUGCAGAACUACUUUGUCACUCCCACCCCCAUAGUUUGAGCUCUAAAGCACCAGAAACCCAAGAUUGUUAAGAACCCCUUGUGUACUGAAUUGUACAUAUAUAUUGAGUCUUGGUUUACAGUCAAAAAGAAUUGGAAUUUGUUGCUGAUCAGCAAGAGAGUUUGGUACCAGGUGAGUGUUGCCUCAUGGUAUGAGUUAUAUCAAUACUGCUUCUGCAGGGACAAAGCACCCUAGUGUCCUGUGGAUGCAGACAUGGAUGCGUCCCACUCCUCAUAGCCUGGUCUUCAUCUCUCACCAAGGGCUGGGCCACGUGGGGUUUUAGCAAAAUUCUGCUCUUGGAAAAAGCUCACAACAUCUUUGAAAUAUGACUCCAAUCUUGUAUGUAUCACCCAGUGGCUGUCCCUUAUUCUCUUGGGCAAGUUAUUAACCUUCCUGUGCUUCAGUUUCCUCACUGAAAGGAGGAAAGCAGGGAGCAUAACCAGAAAAUCCAGGAAGGUGCAUAGCCCAUCCUACUGCCCCACUUGCAGUGGCACCAAGCAGAGACUGCAGCCAGCAAAUCUUCCUGUGUGCAUAACUGAGCUGGUGGCCUUGUCUGACCAGAGAACUUGGUAGAGUUGUGCUUGAUUCAGGUCCCUAGCCAAUGAACCAUGCUGGCCUUGGGGUGUGUUCUGUCAUUCUCCCUAGGCGGGGGAAUGGGUACAUGGCCCCAUUUACUACUGAGUAGAGCACUAGGAGGCCUGACCAGAGAAUCUAGGCAAGUAUGUAGCUCAUCCUACAGCCACACUUGAGCAUGAAAGAAAGACAGCUGUGCUAUCUAUAUGUUCCCAGCCACUGGCACCCUGCUGACUUCAGAGUUUAAGCAAUGGCCUCACCCAAAUAGAGACCCCAAUAGCAAGCCCCACUUACCCAACCAUGCUCCCUGCUGACCUCUCCAGUACCCUAACCAAGCUAACUAGUGAAGGCUCUGUCUUAACUAGUGACAGACUGUCUCUGUCAAAGCACACUUGUAAAGUAGGGAAGAGGAGACGACUUACUCAGAUGUGCACCUACCAACACAAUGAAUCAGGGAUCAUGAUGAAUCAGGGAAACAUGACACAGCCAAAGAAAACUACUAAAGCACCAAUAACUGACUUUAAAGAAAUGGAGAUCUAUGAACUUCCUGAUAAAAAAAUUCAGAAUAAUCCUUGUUAAGCAGUUUAGUGAACUACAAGAACAGACAGAAAAGUAAGCAAAAUUAAGAAAGCAAUGCAUGAACAAAAUGACAAGAACAAAAACCAUAAACCAUCCAAAGAGCAUGUUGAAAACUAGAGCUGAAGAGUACAAUGACUUUACUAUAGAAAACAAUAGCAAGAGCAAACUCAAUCAAGCAGAAGAAAGAACCAGUGAACUAAAAGAUAGGUCACUUGAAAUUAUCUGAGGAGUAAAAGGAAAAAAGAAUUAAAGAGAGCGAAGAAAGACUGUGAAUUAUGGGACAUCAUCAGCCGAACCAAUAUAUGAAUUAGCAGAAUCCUAGAAUGAGAAGAGAGAGAGAAAGGGAAAGUAUUUUAAAACAAUAAGAGUUGAAAAAUUACCAAGCAUGCAGGGAGAAAUGGACAUCCAGAUUCAUAGGGCCAAAGGAAAACAAAUAUGUUGAAUCUGAAAGGGCUGUACUGGGACACAUUAUAAGUAAAUUGUCAAAAACCAAAGAAAGAGAAAAUUUAGAAAGCAGCAAGAGAAAAGUGAGUUGUCGCAUGCAGGGAAGCCCCAUAAGACUUAGGCUGGAUUUCUGAACAGAAACUUUGCAGGCCAGGAGAGAGAGGGAUAAUAUAUUCAAAUAUUGAAAUAAAAAACUAACAACCAAUAAUACUACACCCAGAAAAGCUGUUCUUCAGAGAUGAAGAAGAGAUAACAACAUUCCCAGCAAACAGAGGAUGGAGUUCAUAACCAGUAGACCUGUCUCACAAGAAAUGCUAAAGCAUACUCAACAGCUGGAAAUAAAGGAUAAUUAACAUCAUGAAAACAUAUUAACAUAUUUCUAAAACUCACCAGCAAUCAGAAAUAUAUUGCCAAAGACAGAUCUCUACUACUGUCAUGUUGGUGUGUAAUUCACAUAGAACACCUGUAUAAAAGUUUUAAAAACUGC
Messenger RNA from Equus caballus (horse), 4854 nucleotides. RefSeq names its product anthrax toxin receptor-like. Gene Ontology annotation, cellular component: cell surface; plasma membrane. The record is from RefSeq and is a predicted model, not a curated record. NCBI's taxonomy places the organism in Eukaryota, Metazoa, Chordata, Mammalia, Perissodactyla, Equidae. Gene Ontology annotation, molecular function: transmembrane signaling receptor activity.